AUGUCCAAGCCGUUUAUUUCCAUUCUUAGCCCACAGGGUUUUAGAGCACUUUUGAGAUCGAGUUCCUCCCAUUCUAGAGUUGUUCCAAUUGAUGCUACGUGGUACAUGCCGAAUUCUCCUCAUAAUGGCAAAGGACAGUACUUGAACGAAGACAGAAUUAAAGAUGCUGCAUUUUUUGAUCUUGACGAAGUUGCGUUGCCAGAGUCCAAAUACCCUCAUAUGUUACCUCCAUAUGAAGUAUUUAAAAAGAAUAUAGAAGCACUCAAGUUACAAAAAACUGAUAAAUUGGUUUUUUACGAUAAAACCGGUAUUUUUUCUAGUCCUCGAGCUGCUUGGACUUUUUCUCUUUAUGGGCAUGGAAGAGUUUAUCUUUUAAAUCACUAUCCCGACUAUAAAAAACAUGAUUAUCCACUUGACACUAAUCCUAAAGACAAUUUAGCCACAAGUGCUGAACUUGGUGAUGCCCACCAUUAUGAAUUGAUUAGUCAAGAACAGUUCUCGGAUAAUUAUCAAGAUCAAGUUAUUGAUUACGAAGAAUUAUUAGCACUUGUUCAGUCAGAAAAAUUAGAAAAGCAUUAUGUCACUUUUGAUGCACGCUCCACCGACAGAUUUACCGGUAAAAGCCCAGAACCAAGACCAGGAUUGUCUUCGGGUCAUAUUCCUGGCGCUUUAUCGUUACCAUUUAACAAGGUUUUGAAAGAAGACGGAAGUUAUAAAAGCAAAGAGGAGUUGAUCCAAUUAUUCAAAGAUGACUUUAACAUAGACGUCACCGAUCCAACAUUAGGGGGGAAAGAAGCCGUUAUUGUUAUGUGUGGUACAGGGGUCACUGCGGUGAUCUUGAAGUUGGCUUUACAGUCUGUUAUUGGAACCGGAUUUCCAAUAAGAGUCUAUGAUGGUAGUUGGACCGAAUGGGCUCAGAGAGCACCAUCUGCUUAUAUUGCAAAAUCUGGAUAG
Molecule: messenger RNA, 954 nt
Organism: Hyphopichia burtonii NRRL Y-1933
Lineage: Eukaryota; Fungi; Ascomycota; Pichiomycetes; Serinales; Debaryomycetaceae
Product: thiosulfate sulfurtransferase
Exons: 1
Coding region: 1-954 (317 amino acids)
Biological process (GO): transsulfuration
Cellular component (GO): mitochondrion
Molecular function (GO): thiosulfate-cyanide sulfurtransferase activity
Source: RefSeq, a predicted model, not a curated record